CUUGGCGAGCCUGGCGAGGGACACACUGUGCGCGAGGCGCGCGCGCGCGAUUGCGCUCCACGCAGUCCACGACGUUCGUCGCCUCCUUUGUUGCUCGAAGAGGAGGCACGGCGGCACCGCAGAAUCGGAGUACGCCCCCCGUGCGCUGCUCCUGCGGAUAAACUCCGCGCUCUCCCUCCUGCACGCACCACGUGGGCACACAUGUCGGCAGCCACGGGUGCCCUGCAUUGCCUCCUGUUGGCUGCGCUCGAGGCCGGUAUCCUUGGCUUGCGCAUCGUGUCACUGGACGUGCCUCAGCGUGUGAGCGUGGGCCGGGAAGCGUUGCUAAAGUGCGCCUAUGACCUCGAGGGGGACCUUCUGUACUCUGUGAAGUGGUACAAGGACGACAUCGAGUUCUUCAGAUACGUUCCCUCCGAUAGGCCACCCGGCCAGUACUUCGAAGUGAACGGCAUUCGAGUAGACAUGCUUCGCUCAGUAAACGGCAGCGUGUUCAUCCGCGGCAUGGAUGCCGCUUCGGAGGGCACUUACAAAUGCGAAGUCUCCGCGGAUGCACCCUCGUUCCAGACAAUCUUCGCCGAGAAGAUGAUCAGGGUGGACUCCGGCUCUUCUAGUCAGCUGAGGACGUCCGGUCUCGCCUGGGCACUGGUCGCCGCCGUCGGAUGCCUCACGUCUUUGCUUCGGUGGCGCACCACGUGAAGUAUGCCCGCUCUAAUACCACGGCGUCAAAUGGCCUCGCCUGCCAUAGCCAGCAAGCCAGCCAACAAGCCAGCCGGUCAGCCGCCGCCACGUGCGUGGUUACAAGAGUCACACGACAGACUUCAAACAACUUCACCUGCGCGUGUGGCACGGCCUCGCUCUGCAGCCGAGAAGCAGCAGUGCGAGCGGGGGCCUAGGCAUUGGGUUAAGCGUCUUUAUGCCCAGUGACAGUACCGCUGUUUUUCUGCAAACCUAAAUGAUGCGAGACUUUAUGUUCGCGAGAGGCACACUGACGUUUGCUUCAACAAGGAGUGCUGGAGCAGCGAGAGAAGAAAUGAAGCUACUGACGGGAAAGGCUGAGCGAUGCGAAGAAAGCGCUGUGCCGCUCUUAUUCUAUUGACACUACCAGCUCGCCAGAAUUGCGCGCCAACCGUCAAAGACUUUGCUGUUGCUUUGCCUAGGCCAUGCAUUGUAUUUCAGGCUGCGUCUCCUUGAAUCUCUCCGAACUCUCCCAUGAUGGCACUUUCAAAGUAUGCCAUCUUACUUCACGCAUUUCUUUUUCACGUCCCUAGACGUAAGUAGGGAAAAAACUAUUCGAUGUUUUUUUCUCUUGGAUCUGUGAUGACGAAGAUGUUCUAGUCACUACACCAACGAUCUUUUGUUGAUUGUUUUAUUUUCUGUGCACGAUCAGAAGGUCAUAGGGUGAUGAAAGGGAUUGAGGUAUUGAUGCGUAAAGAAUUGCGUAAGCGUCGGAGAAUGAAAUCUCGACUCGCAGGGGAAAUGGAUUGUCGACGUCGAAAAAAGGGUUUAUUUCGCUGUCAGGCUGCUUCCAUUAUUCCUAUAGACUCACUCCGACUCGCUCACGAAGCGAAGAUACUCAAUGGCUGGUGACUGGGAAGUUUCAUUAUACGAAUAUAAUGACUAAAAAGUUGGCUUCAAGACGAUUAUGUAAAGGCUUAGAAAAGAAACAUCACUCACUGCAAGAGUGUAACUAAUUUAGGGGGACUUGCUAAGGGACCUUUAUUGGCCGUGCUUUACAAAAGCGGACACUUUCGCAAUGUUUAAACGAUACUGAACUUGAUUACUAGCGGGAUGUCUCCGUCUAGUAUGGUUUUCUUCUUUUGUGCAUGUCAACAAGAAAACGAAGAAAUGAAUUUCUAGCCUCUUGGCUGCAGUCACUCUAGCUGCUUGCACAGUUUACAAGCGGUACAGUGUUUGUUGUUGGUUUGCCGCUUGUUCGAGCUUAGCUCCACCCACACUUACAUCUAUGAACUAGGGCAUAAAAAAAGAAGAAAAAAAAACAACGUUUCCAACGCGUCGAAACCAAGAUGCAGCGCAGUGUAGGUUCUGAAACAGUAUUGUGCUGUUCAUGGAAUGUUAUCUUGUGUAAAUAGCACGAAGAGCCAAUAUUGAAAUUCUGCUGCCCUCUAAAUGAAGCGCUUGAUUCGAGUGAAUGUUUAAACGAUGGAUUUAAAUGUGUCCUUCACUAAUUCCUUCGCACUUCAA
This is a messenger RNA of Rhipicephalus sanguineus (brown dog tick), 2202 nucleotides long. RefSeq lists its product as uncharacterized. The coding region runs from base 202 to 696 and encodes 164 amino acids. NCBI's taxonomy places the organism in Eukaryota, Metazoa, Arthropoda, Arachnida, Ixodida, Ixodidae. The transcript is spliced from 4 exons. The record is from RefSeq and is a predicted model, not a curated record.